Molecule: messenger RNA, 300 nt
Organism: Leptosia nina
Lineage: Eukaryota; Metazoa; Arthropoda; Insecta; Lepidoptera; Pieridae
Source: the annotation of a GenBank genome assembly
AUGAUAGAGAUACUUACUAUAAUCCGAACGCGAAAUUCCUGUCCGGAUGAACGAGGUCCUUCUCUACACUUAGUCGGCAACAGCAACGCUAUGCGGUCUUUUGUGUUUGUUCAAAGGUUAUUUCUGUGCGGAUUAUUUGAAAAUGCUCAGCCGUUUAUCAACAGGCCGCACUUCGGUGGCAGUUGUGAAAGUAAUCGCGGCAAACAUGUCGGAAAUUAUCCCGUUGUAGGCUUACUGCGGAUAUGGAAGCUCGUUUGUGAUGCUCACACGGAAUGUAUUAUGGACUUUAGAUUCAUCUAG